Molecule: messenger RNA, 2777 nt
Organism: Pseudophryne corroboree (corroboree frog)
Lineage: Eukaryota; Metazoa; Chordata; Amphibia; Anura; Myobatrachidae
Gene: RALY
Product: RALY heterogeneous nuclear ribonucleoprotein
Exons: 9
Coding region: 321-1205 (294 amino acids)
Cellular component (GO): nucleus
Molecular function (GO): RNA binding
Source: RefSeq, a predicted model, not a curated record
GAAACUGCUGAUAACGUUGGGCAGAGAAACGCGUUGAGGACCGUGGCAACUGCUAGCCCCUGAAAGGAGACCUCUGUUUACCACUCUUAACCUUGCUUCUGCUAAAUUAAUCCUCCCCAAUUGGUGCCUGGCUGGACAUCACACCACAAGUGCCUACCGCUGUGCUUGAAAAGCCCUGUCUGCAGACUUGCCUAUGGGAAUUUGCUGCUUCUCUUCCGGAUACAUCGAGAUAAGAGCCUUCCAAUCGCACACAGUACAAGCUGCAAUACGCUAUUGACGGGAAUCAGCGGAGACCUCCAGCAUUGGCAUCAGGAUAGAAGAUGUCCCUGAAAGCCUCUACCAGCAACAUCACCAACAAAAAUGAUCCCAAAUCUUUAAAUUCCCGAGUCUUCAUUGGUAACCUAAAUACAGCAGUGGUGAAAAAGAGUGAUGUAGAGUCCAUCUUCUCUAAAUAUGGCCGUGUUGUUGGCUGCUCAGUACACAAGGGAUAUGCUUUUGUACAGUAUCUGAAUGAGAGACACGCGAGGGGUGCUGUCCUUGGGGAGAAUGGACGAGUACUGGCAGGGCAGACAUUGGAUAUCAACAUGGCUGGGGAGCCCAGGCCAAACAGGCCCAAAGGCUUAAAGCGUGCCGCAGCUGCUGCAUUGUACAGCUACAGUAGAGGGAUAAGAGAGGAACAAAAACCAAAAAGGAAAAAGGUGGAAGAGAGUGGCUAUGAUUUUGACUUUGAUUACUACAGAGAUGACUUCUAUGAGAGAUUGUUUGAGUAUCGAGGAAGAGUGUCCCCUGCUCCUCGGGCAGUCCCAGUAAAACGUCCACGUGUGACCGUGCCUCUAGUACGGCGAGUAAAAUCAGCGCUUCCAGUAAAACUGCUAGCAAGAUCAGCAGCCAUCACAGGGAAUGCGGCCAAGUUAAGAUUAAGAAGCAAUGAGAUUCAGACUAUUAAGUCAGAGCUCACACAGAUAAAGACAAACAUUGAUGCCCUUUUGGGAAGGCUGGAACAGAUAACUGAUGAACAGAAGCCAUGCACAGCCAUAGCAGCAAGAAAGAAAUCAGACUGCAGCCGGAGUGAAUUCUCCCAAGAUGACAGCACAUCAGAAGCGGGUGACACAAUUCCAGAUGAGCCUCUUAAUGGAGACGAAGAAGAGCUUGUACAGGACGACUGUACGGAUGACCUGCUUCACCAGAGGGCUUGUGACCUGUGAAGGGAUACGUCUGUGCUUCUGUAUAUAGACUCCUUAAACAUGAGCAUUACAGUCUGCCUCCCUGAGACUCCAGCUUGCUGGUCGGAUUUUCAGAAGAUGUAAAACACAAUGUAUUUAUCAUUUACAACACAAAAAAGUGACCCAUCUGUUGAAGGAAAUGCACAACCAUACCUGAAUAAAUGGAAAACCACUGGAUGAACUUUGGUUAAUAUGUUGGGGAUUGGGGAUAGAAAUCUGACUGCCCAUAAUAAACUGCAUGUUCAGACAGUACUGACCGAGCCAAAAGCAGCAACAGGUUUUUGUAAUUGAGUUGUUAAAUAAUGAUCUACCCAACUAGUGCUGAUGAACGAGGUUUUAGUCAGCUGUACUGUAUUCUAAGCUAGUCUUGAAUUACAUGUUUUGAAUAAAGUAAGAGCAAUCAUUACCUUGGUGUAAAACUGCCCAACUUUCCUACUUUAGCAGUUAACCAUUUUUCUGAAAGAAUUCACUGGCGAUAUUUCAUUCAUUGGGUAAGUGGUUGUAGCAAGCCCAGGUGUGUACAGACUAUGACUCCUAUAUAUAGAUGCCGAUAUUUAUUGCACUGUUACUUAUGGGCUCCAGAGAAUUUCUUAAACCAGAGAAAGAACAGUAAUGGUGUCUUGAUACAUUAAAAAGAGCAGCAGCUUACUCUUUAAAUAGGACAGUGAGGACAUAUGAGAGCUCCAGAGAAAUAUGGGGACUGUUCUGCUGAGAUUGGGAGCACUGCUUCCAUUCUGAUCUUUUCAACAUGUGUUUGGUCCAUGAAUGACCAUGCAAAAAUCUGCAUGUACCUUGUCAUUGAAGUGCUGCAUAGCAACAACUUACUGCCCGCUUCUCUUCCUGUCAUAAAUUACCCACCGUUCUUUACUUCAGCUAAUAUGUUAACAUUUCCAAGGGCUCGUCGGCUUGACCACAGCUCUGCUGAUUAUCAUAAACCAUUACUGAAGGUUGGGCUAAAAUCAGGUCAGUACUUUAUAUUUAUGUUCUGUCCACUAGAGAAGCUCAGAUUUACAUUAACAUAAAGCACACAUUUUCAUAUUACAUAUACAGUACACAUAAAAGUACCUGUUUAGGGAAAGUCUAUGAAACAGGGCCCAGGUAACUAUAAGUCAUUGAUUUGCAGGUUGGCACCACACGCUGGAAACUCUUGCCCUGUGCCAGCAUAUUCCUCCAAUAACACACACAUCUAAUGAGCCCUUUAGUGCAACCUCCUUAUUUGCACUGGUCUAAUGGAAGUUACAGAGUGUCACUCAUUUACAGCAGGGCAGGAAUGAGACGCUGUUUGUAAAUAAAAAGGGAUGUAAUUACAGAUAAAGAUGUUUUCUAACUUUUUUUAAAUACACAAACGUGUUAAAAAUUGGGUCUUUCUUGUAGUAUGGGAAGUAAGUACAUGUUAAUAAAGAGCUGAUGGGUUAUCAACACUCAGGUGGAGAGGGACAGGAUCACACUGAUCUACAGUAUAUUGUGUAUGUAAAAUAUAUAUUGUGUCUACUUUUGGAAAGCGUGCAAAAUGUGUGCAAUUUGAUGCUGUAAAUAAAUGAUCCUGUAAAAUCA